Messenger RNA from Phytophthora infestans T30-4, 1080 nucleotides. Its product is annotated as alcohol dehydrogenase, putative. NCBI's taxonomy places the organism in Eukaryota, Oomycota, Peronosporomycetes, Peronosporales, Peronosporaceae. Gene Ontology annotation, molecular function: oxidoreductase activity. Bases 1 to 1080 code for a protein of 359 amino acids. The transcript has a single exon. The record is from RefSeq and is a predicted model, not a curated record.
AUGAAGCCACAGAGCAGCUACAGCAUCCCGAAGACGCAGACCGCCAUCAUGUACGAGGCUGACAACGCGCCUCUCCAGGUGCAUGAGGACUGGCCGGUUGUCCAACCCGAGGAUCUCAAACCGGGUGAGGUUCUCAUCCGCGUCGCUUACACGGGUGUGUGUCACUCGGACCUGUCCGUCUGGGAAGGCGAGGGCCCUCCGCUCCCCAAGCCGUUCCCUAUGGUCGCCGGCCACGAAGGUGCCGGUUAUAUCGCUGCAAUUGGUGAGCACACCCGCACUAACCUCAAGAUCGGAGACGCUGUCGGUAUCAAGUGGCUUGCACACACCUGUCUGGGCUGCGAGGACUGUCGUAAGGGUCACGAGACGACCUGCGCUUCGGCUGGUGUGCACGGCCUGACUUGUCACGGCUCGUUCCAGCAGUGGUGCGUGUCGUUUGCCGACCACGUGACUCCCAUUCCGUCGGGUUUGGACCUGGCAGCAGCCGCUCCGAUCUUGUGUGCCGGUAUGACAGUGUACAAGGCCUUAAAGCAGAUUAGUGGCUCGCCGGGUGAGUACGUGGUGAUCCCCGGUGCCGGUGGCGGUCUGGGCCACUUGGCCUGUCAGUACGCCCGUGCCAUGGGCUACAAGGUGGUGGCUAUCGAUACGGGUGACGAUAAGCGUAAGCUGAUCGAGUCGUACGGCAUCAGGAGCUUCAUCGACUUCAAGGAGGGCGACGUGAUCGAGAAGGUCCGCGCUGCUACUGGUGGUCGCGGUGGCCACGCGACCAUUGUCGUGGCCGACUCGACCGCUGCCUACAAGGACGCUCUGAUGUUCCUGCGCCCGCACGGCACGCUUGUUGCCGUCGGUGUCCCUACGGGCGCCGCCAUCGUUGCUCCCGUUAGUCUGAUUAUCCCAUUAGAGUUCCGCAUCAUCGGGUCAUACGUUGCUAGUCGCCAGGACGCUAUCGAGGCUCUGGACAUGGUCCGUGAGGGUCACGUCAAGACCACAUACACCGUGGAGCCGCUCAAGAACCUGCCGGAUGUGUUUAAGCGCAUGAAAGCCGGCCAACUCCGCAGUCGCGUUGUGCUGGACUGCGAGUAA